AUUAGUUUUAACAAAAAAAAACAAAAAAGUUAAAUUAAAAUUAAAAUAAAGUAGUUCCGGCCAGCAACAUAGUCCAAAUUAUGUAAAUUAUUAAAGUAUGUAAAUAAUUGUGGUUUUUAAUUCAGAAGAGAUUUGUCAAAAAAGAAAGCUGAAACAAUAUGUGAUAAAAAUUAACAAAUAUUAUAUAAGAAAAACUAUGAGAGGUAGAGAGAGAGCGGGUGUGCUCAGCAACGGGCCAUACGGACGACGGUCAGCAAGGAGGUGGGAGCCCUUCGGAAACCAAAGAUGGAUCAGAGAUGGGCGGAAGGUCGGUUCACCGGCAAGAGGGCUUAGGAAGAAGCAAGACAUUUGGGGAUGUGAUAGAGGGGUGUAUAAUCAAGCUGCAGUAUUUUUCUUCACAAAUUUCCCGGAUGACUGGAGUUAUGAAAGUAUGUGGCUCACCUUCCGGAAAUUUGGAAGAGUCUUGGCUAUUUAUUGUCCACCAAGGAAAUCGAAAUCAGGAAGAAGAUUUGGGUUUGUAAGAUUCUUAGAAGUUAAGAAUGAGGUGGAACUGGAACGAAAACUGGAUCAAAUCAGAGUAGGGACAACCAAACUCUGGGUUAACAGACCGAGGUUCAGGAUGGAGGAGGGGAGAAACAGAGGAGAUUCAAAACCAGCUGAGAGGAAUUUUGUCAAACCAGGGAGGUCAUUUGCAGAGGUUGUUAAAGGGAUCCAAGGGGUGGAUGAUAACAAAGGAAGUAACCUUCAGCAAGCUUCAAGUGCUAGAGAUAGCCAAAAAAUGCAGCAGAAGAGUAACUCGCUCAAACCACAAACGCAGGUAUGGAUCAUGAAAAAUAAUGUGCGUGCAAGUGCUGGCCUGGAGUUUAAUGUGAAAAAAGAGGACCUCCUAUGGCUGGAAGGGUGUUAUGUCGGAAUUGCACAUUCGGUUAACAUUAUCCCGACCCUGCAACAGAAGUUCUUCAUGGAAGGAUACUUUUCGUGUAAAGUAAGACCUAUGGGGGGACGUUUGGUCUUAUUGGAAGGGGGUGAUAAAGACGAGAUUAAGGACUUAGUGGAAACAACCCCGGAAUGGCUGGGGCAGUGGUUUGAGGAGGUAAAACCCUGGUCACCUUCAUCGGUUGCUCAAGAAAGGUUCGUGUGGAUUCGAUGCCAGGGUGUUCCGAUUCAUGCAUGGGGGCCUGAGUUUUUCUCAUCAAUCAGGGCUGUAUGGGGAAAGGUUAUCUCCUUAGAUGAUAGCACCAGUAAGAAGAUCAGAUUUGACAUCGGGAGAUUCCUAAUAUCCACGCCCAUUAUGGAGUUCAUCUCUAAAACCAUGCCCAUCACAGUAAACGGUAUGCCAUAUACAGUCAAAGUAAUGGAGGAAGAAGCAACCAAUGGCAUUUUUUCCAUGAAGUCCGAUCAUGUGUUCAGAGAAUUAAGUGCCUCAGAUGAUCUUAGCUCGGAAUCAUGGUCCCUAAAUAGCGAUGGCGAGGAUGUCUUUGCUGAAUCUAUUCAUGGCGGAGGAUUCUCGAAGGAGUAUGGGAGAAGUGCAGCUGGUAGGGUUGAGGAUGAUGACAUGGCAAAGGCUGAUGACGUGAUAGAUGACCAUGGAAGAGGGCAAGCAGAGAGGUGGAGGGAGAGUCUCAACGUGGACAUAACGGCUAGAAGAAAGAAUUUUGAAUUUGAAGAUGAUAUUGACAGGAUGAUGAGUGUUGAUGGUUCCAAUAUACAGGCUGAGAAGUUUUUUGAGGUAAGUGUUGGGAAAUCUCAAAAGUCUCCUAUCAGCAAGCCGGAAGAGAUGACCGAGGAGGUAGGCUAUGUACCAGAUAGCCUGAGCAUGCAAUUAAUGCAAAAUCAGGGUCAGAAUUCAAAUUGUGAAAUUGGUGAUUCGAUUGGGCCAAAGCAUCUGAAACGGGCUAUAGAGGAGAAUUGGGGCAAAGCUUGCGGGCUGGAGCCUAGAGCUGGUAUGGGAGAUGAUGAGGAUUGGGCCUCAUAUUUGGGGCCCAAUAAGGGAAACAAACCAUAUGUAGCUGGAGAUGACGUGGAGAUAAGUGAAAUGGAGAAGGAUAAGAUUGAGGAAGAUAAGGUGAAGCGGAGAAGCAGGGGUAGCUUGAUGGCCGAGGUGGAGGAGGUGAAUAGGAGAAGUAAGGGCAGCUGGGUACCGGAGGAUGAUGUGGUGAAGUUGACAAGUAGGGGAAGCGUGGUGCAUGUGGAGGUCGAGGCUAAUCGGAGAAAUUGGGAGAGCUUGAUUAACGAGGAGGAUGAGGAGUCUCGGAGCUGCAGGGGGAGCCGGAGGCCCGAGGAGGAAGAGGCGAAUCGGACAAGCAUGGGAAGCGUGAUGCAUGUGGAAAGGGAGUCGAAAUCGGGACCUGGGGGUAGUGUGAUGUCCGAAAAGGGUGAGGGGAAUCUGAGAAGCAGGGGCAUGGUGAUGUCCGAGGAGGAGGAGGUGCAUAGCGUGAAUCAGAGAAGAAAGGGUAGCUGGAGCCGGCAAGAAGACUUUGGUGAAGAAAACUCCUUUUGGCAGGGAUUCGAAAGUGAAUCGGGGCAAUUGAAAACUUGGAUGGGUAGAAAUGAGAGGAAAAUCAAGAAGCCAAAGAAGAAGAAAUCGAGGCCAUGUUCUUCGGUGUAUAAAAACUCCAGAAUUGUGGUUCAACCAAGGACAGAGAAGUUGCAGAAUAGACGGAAAAAAAACCCAGAUUUGGAGGAGAAGACUCCGGUGUUCUGUCCAGGUUCACAAAACCAGGUAGCUGGCGAAUCAAUAGCUGACAGUGGCAUUGAAAAUAGAAAUAAAUGCUUGCGGGCGGAGGGUAAAAUCAGCAAGGAAAUGAAGAUAUGGGGGUUUGCCAGAGAAAUUGGGGUUGUGGAUCGCGGAAAUGAGGAAGAAAUUUUGCAGAGGCUCGAGGCCAUGGAGGAACGUGACAGAGAAAAUUUUAGAAGAUCAAAGGCCAGUGUGGGUGGUCAUGGGAAGAGAGCAGGGGUUAGAGAAUUAGUGAUUCCGGAAAAAGUGGAGUUCUUAUCAAUUCAAGAAUCCAAAACAGAGGUCGUGGAUCAUCAACUCUGUAGAGCUCUUUGGGGAUCGGAGGAAUUCGAGUGGGUUGCCCAACCUUCAAAAGUAAGAAAUGAUCAGGAAAGGAAGGGGGGGAUGAGUUUAAGGAGAGAAAUGCCAGAGUUUAACGAUUUCAUUAAUGAAUGUGGCCUUGUUGAUUUACCAUUAAUUGGCAGAAAGUUCACCUGGUAUCAACCUAAUGGAGCCUCGAUGAGUAGGCUAGACAGAUUUCUGCUCUCAGAAGAAUGGUGUUUGAAUUGGGAUAAUGUCAAACAAUGGGGUUUAAACCGUUCACUCUCUGAUCACUGUCCAAUUGUGCUCAAAAACCAAAUUUCAGAUUGGGGCCCUAAACCAUUUCGGUUCUUUGAUGCUUGGCUGGAAUUUCCUCAGUUUAAAGGUAUUGUCACUGAUAUCUGGAAGUCUACAGUAGUAAAAGGAUGGAAUGGGUACCGUCUGAAGGAAAAAUUGAAGGAAACUAAAAAGGUGCUGAAAGAGUGGAGCAAGAAUAUGACAACAGAGAUUGACUUGGGCAUUCAAAAGAGCAUUGACUCUAUUGCCUCUAUUGAUAAAAAAGGUGAGGAGAUGCCUCUGUCGCUAGAAGAGAUUGAAGCCAGAAGGACAAACUUCCUAGAGCUAUGGAAAAAUCAAAGGAUGAAGGAAAGUAUGUGGCGCCAAAAAGCUAGAAAGACAUGGAUAAAUGAUGGGGAUGCCAACACGAAGUUUUUUCAUAGAUGUGUGAAAGGAAGAAGAAGGAAGAAUGAUAUAUCAAGUAUCCUGGUGGGGAAUCAACGACUAGAAGAUGUUAACAGCAUGAAAGACGGUGUGGCUAAUUAUUUUGAGACAUUGUUUAAAGAGGAUGUGUGGCAACGUCCAGUGCUAGAUGGGGUUGACUUCAAGAAGAUCUCACAUGAGGAGAAGGCAAUGUUGGAAGCACCGUUUAGUGAGGAGGAAGUCAGACAAGCUGUGUGGAGUUGUGAGAGCACGAAAGCACCAGGACCCGAUGGAUUCAACUUCAAAUUUGUCAAGGAGAUGUGGGGAACUCUUAAGGAUGACGUAAUGGGAUAUAUAUCUGAUUUUCACAAGCACGGCAAACUGGUUAGAGGGAUGAACUGCUCCUUCAUUGCAUUAAUCCCUAAAGUCAAUAGCCCUCAAAAAAUUGAAGAAUUCAGACCAAUCUCACUAGUUGGUGUCAUGUACAAAUUGAUUGCGAAACUGUUAGCACGUAGGUUGGCUUCUGUUUUGAAUGGGAUUAUUGGAGAGAAUCAGAUGGCUUUUGUCAGUGGAAGGCAAUUAGUUGACAGUGUAAUCAUCGCAAAUGAGAUUAUUGAUGAAGCCCAGAAAAGAAAGAAGAAAGGAUUUGUGUUUAAAGCUGAUUUUGAAAAAGCCUAUGACAAAGUUUGCUGGGAAUUCCUGGAUUAUAUGAUGCUAAGAAUGGGGUUUGGUCAAAAAUGGAAAAACUGGAUUAUCGAAUGUUUGAAGACAGCAGAAGUCUCAGUGCUUCUUAAUGGCAGCACCACCAGGCAGUUUAAGAUGCAAAGAGGUCUCAGACAAGGCGAUCCUCUCUCCCCUUUCUUAUUUUUGAUUGUGGCUGAAGGUCUUAAUGGCAUCAUCUCAUCAACUGUGUCAUUGGGGAUGAUUAGUGGGAUUGAAAUUGGGCAGUGUGGCAUGAGUGUAACCCAUCUCCAGUUUGCCGACGACACAAUUGUGUUUGGUAAUGCUUCGGAAGAAAAUAUUUGGGCUGUUAAAAGUAUCAUGAGGAUUUUUGAGAUGGUAUCAGGGCUUAAGAUUAAUUUUGGUAAAAGUAUGCUUAUGGGCAUCAAUGUUCCGGAAGAAUGGAUGACUAGGAUGUCUUGUAUUCUGAAUUGCAAACAGGGAUCCUUUCCAUGUAAAUACCUAGGCAUGCCGAUUGGGGGUAGGCGUAGAUGUAUUGCCAUGUGGAGUCCUAUGAUUGAUUCCUUCAAGAAGAAACUGGCCAGCUGGAAAAAUAGAUUUAUCUCUCUUGGUGGAAGGAUCACGCUCCUUAACUCCGUGCUAUCUAGUCUCCCUGUGUUCAUGAUGUCUGUCCACUUGCUGCCUAAAGGUUUGAUCCUUAUUCUUGAUAAAAUUCGUAGAAAUUUUCUGUGGGGGGGUGGAGAGAAUAAUAAGAAGAUCAAUUGGGUUUGUUGGGAGAAGGUAUGUAGAAGUAAAUUGGAUGGUGGGCUAGGAGUGAAGGAUCUUAGAAAGUUCAAUUUAGCGUUGCUAGGCAAGUGGUGGAGUAGACUAGCGGAGGGAGAGGAAGAUCUUCUUUAUAAGGUUAUUCGGGAGAAAUAUGGUAGUAAUGGAGGUAAUUGGUUGAAUUGGAUCGAAGAGGGGAAACAGAAAGGGUCGUUAUGGUGGAGGGACGUCUGCAGAUUAGAUUAUUCAUGCUCAAAUAGAGUUGGCUGGCUCUUAGAUGGCUUUAAACUAAAGUUGGGAGAGGGUAUCUCUGUCAAAUUUUGGGAGGAUGUCUGGAUUGAGGACAAGACACUAGCCAAUAAAUUUCCCAGACUCUUUUUGAAUUCUUUAGGCAGGACAAAGAGCAUUUCUCAAAUGGGAUUCUGGAGCAAUGGUAGUUGGAAUUGGUCAUUAGAAUGGAGGAGACCUAUCUUCUCUUGGGAAGAACACUCGAUGGCGGAGCUGUGGAGGAUGCUGCAGAAUAUCCAACCAAAUAAAGGACAAAAAGAUCGAUGGGAGUGGAGGAAUGACCAGGGUAUGUACUCAGCUAAAUCGGGUUAUCAAGUUCUAUCCAACAUCCACCAUCAGAGUAGGAACAACUUGCAUAAAAGAACUUGGUGCAGGUUAGUCCCUACAAAAAUAUGUGCCUUUGUUUGGAAAGUCCUUCAAGAUAGAAUACCCUCCAAGUGUGGUCCAAAUGCCUCCAAUGGUGGAGAACAUCGUCUGUUAGAGCUGACAAUUGCUAUGCAUUCUUUGAACAACAAGCAGCCUCCUUUAAAAAUGCAAACAUCAGGGCAGGAUGGGAUGCAGUCUGGUGUGCAACAAUCUGGUCCAUAUGGAGUGCUAGAAAUGAAAGGACUUUCAGAAACCAUGACCAAGAUGUCAAUAGGAUCUUUGAGUUGGUGCAACUGCGAACAUUCCAAUGGAUAAAAAACAGAUCAGUAGGGUACUCUUUUAAUAUAUGUAACUGG
Rubroshorea leprosula is the source of this 6189-nucleotide messenger RNA. NCBI's taxonomy places the organism in Eukaryota, Viridiplantae, Streptophyta, Magnoliopsida, Malvales, Dipterocarpaceae. The record is from the annotation of a GenBank genome assembly.